AUGAGUAAUGUGGAGAUACCAGCUGGUUUGAAAGAGCUGCUGCAGGGAUACACUGUGGAGGUGCUUCGCCGCAGGCCGCCAAACUUGGUUGAAUUUGCAGUGCAGCAUUUUACACAAGUUCUGCAGGGCCAAAGAAACGACCAAAGAGCCAAGAAACACAGCGCCAAGCCUGCAUGUAAAGGAGUGACCUUUGAAACAAAGUCAAAUAAGCCCAAAAAGGAUGAUGAAGAGGAGGAGGAGGAAGACACUGUUAAGUCCACCACCAGUAAAUACAAUCGCAGAGUUUCAGUUUGUGCAGAGGCGUACAACCCUGAUGACGAUGAGGACGAUGACGCAGAGCCUCGAGUUGUGUAUCCCAAAACGGACGAGCAGCGUCGCAGACUUCAGGAUGCGUGCAAAGACAUUUUACUGUUUAAAACCCUGGAGCAGGAGCAGUUCUCUGAGGUUUUGGACGGCAUGUUUGAGGUGUUGGUCAAACCUCAGGAGCACAUCAUAGACCAAGGAGACGAUGGAGAUAAUUUCUAUGUCAUAGAGAGGGGUGUGUAUGAUAUUUUUGUGCAGAAGGAUGGAGUGAGUGUGUGCGUCGGAAAGUAUGACAAUAAGGGCAGUUUUGGUGAGCUGGCUCUCAUGUACAACACGCCGCGGGCUGCCACAAUCAUUGCAACACAGGAAGGAGCCCUGUGGGGCCUGGAUCGAGCCACAUUUCACAGACUAAUUGUUAGAAAUAAUGCAAAGAAGAGGAGGAUGUAUGAGGCCUUCAUUGAGUGUGUUCCUCUUCUGAAAUCUCUUGAGCUCUCCGAGAGAAUGAAGAUUGUAGAUGUUUUGGGAGCACAUGUGUUCAAAGAUGGAGAGCGCUUAAUAACGCAGGGGGAGGAGGCCGACUGUUUCUACAUUGUGGAAUCAGGAGAGGUGAAGAUAAUGAUAAAAAGCAAAACGAAGGCAGGCCAGCAGGAUAACAUAGAGGUCGAGGUGGCUCGCUGCUCUAGAGGGCAGUAUUUUGGGGAGCUGGCACUGGUCACCAACAAACCUCGUGCAGCAUCAGUUUACGCUGUGGGAGAAACCAAAUGUUUAGUAAUUGACAUCCAGGCUUUUGAGCGUUUGCUGGGACCCUGUAUGGACAUCAUGAAGAGGAACAUUUCCCAGUAUGAAGACCAGCUGGUGGCACUUUUUGGCUCCAGUGUAGAUUUAAAACACUAGGACAUGUAAUUUUAAAAUAAAGUAGUAUUUUAGCACUAAAAGAAACUCCCCCUUGAGGUAUAGGGCUGCACAAUAUGAGAAAAAUAAAUAAACAGAUAUUAAAGUGUAGGCUACUCAAUU
Messenger RNA from Perca flavescens (yellow perch), 1317 nucleotides. RefSeq names its product protein kinase, cAMP-dependent, regulatory, type II, alpha, B (gene prkar2ab). Gene Ontology annotation, biological process: negative regulation of cAMP-dependent protein kinase activity. The record is from RefSeq and is a predicted model, not a curated record. Gene Ontology annotation, cellular component: cytosol; cAMP-dependent protein kinase complex. The transcript is spliced from 10 exons. The coding region runs from base 1 to 1197 and encodes 398 amino acids. NCBI's taxonomy places the organism in Eukaryota, Metazoa, Chordata, Actinopteri, Perciformes, Percidae. Gene Ontology annotation, molecular function: protein kinase A catalytic subunit binding; cAMP-dependent protein kinase inhibitor activity; cAMP binding.